Molecule: messenger RNA, 1310 nt
Organism: Diabrotica virgifera virgifera (western corn rootworm)
Lineage: Eukaryota; Metazoa; Arthropoda; Insecta; Coleoptera; Chrysomelidae
Product: prostatic acid phosphatase-like
Exons: 4
Coding region: 39-1220 (393 amino acids)
Biological process (GO): dephosphorylation
Molecular function (GO): phosphatase activity
Source: RefSeq, a predicted model, not a curated record
AUAAAGACAAUUCCGAAAUUAAGUCAGUAUGCUGAGAGAUGCAUCUCAUAGCCUCAUUUGUUCUUCUAGUUGGGUUAACCCUUUCGGGGGUCCAUGCCGAGUUAAUAGCUGUUAUACAGAUUUUUAGGCAUGGACAACGUACACCCAUAAAUUUUUACCCUAACGACCCUUAUAAAGACCCGUCAUACUGGGGAGGACUAGCUGGUGGACAACUAACAAAUGAAGGAAAAAGAAUGCAUAUGAAAUUAGGUCAAUACACAAGAAGUAGAUAUGCAAACUUUAUACCCCAAAAGUACGACCCAUCUUUUUUCUAUGCACAAACAACAGACGUAGAUCGUACUCACAUGUCCGCACAGAGUAACGUUUAUGGUUUAUUCCCUGUAACAACAAAUGACCAACGGUGGGAAAAUAAAAUCAAUUGGCAGCCUAUACCUAUUCAUCCUGCAAAUAAUAUUGUUUUGUCUAAUUUCGUGUAUCCACCAAACUGUCCAGCAUUCACGACGGAAAUGCAAGCGGUACUGGCUAGCCAAGAGUUUACAACGUACGACUCAGAAAAUGCUGGCCUAUAUGCCUACUUAACCAAACACAGUGGAAUGAAUAUAACGGAUGUUACAACCGCAUUUGACAUAUGGGAUUGUGUAAAAACUGAAGACAAUGUUGGAUUCAGUUUACCAGCUUGGACCAAAUCUAUAUAUCCCGAGCCUCUUCGGACCACGAUUGGAAAAUUUUUUGAAGUUUUUACAUACACGACUAACAUGAAACGAAUUAUAAUUGGGCCAUUUUUAAAUGAAGUUGUUGAAUACUUAGAAUCAAUGGCUGCAAAUUCUAGCUCUUCUCACAAAUACAAAAUGUAUAGUGCGCACGAAUCAAAUAUGGGAGCAAUUUUAAAUGCAUUUGGUGCCUUUAACCCUAGCUCUCCUCCAGCGUUUGCAUCGACAGUUUAUAUAGAACUACAUAAGGAAAACUGGAAGUACACAGUAAAAGUGUUUAAUAAAGAACUGGACAAUAUCAGACAGGUCAGCGUUAACGGUUGUGACUUAAAUUGUCCUUUAGAUAGCUUUAAAGAAAAUUUAAGUGAUUUUAUUAUUGAUGCUGAUACUAGGGAUACGGAAUGCAAUAGUGUAGAGGAGAAAAAACUGCUUUUAGGAAGUGCAGCUGCUACAAUUGGAAAAUAUUCUGCCGAAGAACUUGAACAAAAAUUUGCAGGUUUUUCAACAUAAAAAUGUAAAUUUGUAUUAUUUAGUUCAAACAAAAAACUAAAAAGAAAAACAAAUAAAUACGCUUUAGAAUAAAAAAUUUUAACAGAAAAA